CGACCAGCCGGCGGCGGCGGACGGCGCGGCCGGCGACGGCGGGCCGGCGGCAGAGGAGGCGGCCGGCGGCACGGCCGAGGGCGAGGUGCCGCCCACCACGACCGCCGCGCCGCCGACCACCACCACCGACCCGCCGCCCGCGCAGAAGGAGUCCGUGUUCGUCCGCCUCAGCAACCGCAUCAAGGCGCUGGAGCUGAACAUGUCGCUGAGCCAGCAGUACCUGGACGAACUGUCGCGCCGCUACAAGAAGCAGGUGGAGGAGAUGCAGAAAACCUUCAACAAGACCAUCGCCGCGCUGGAAGUCACUGCCCGUGACGCCGAGAGCCGGGACGAGCUGCAGCAGGAGAUGAUCCGGUCGCUGCAGAGCCAGAUUCUCGAGCUGACCACGGCCGUGGCCGGCGUCCUGGCAGAAAAGGAGGCCGUCACUUGGAAGCUGGUGCAGCGCCACAUGGUGCUGAUGGCCGUCGAGGUGCUGGUGCUAUCGCUGGCGCUGAUGCUGUGUCUGCGCCGCCGGCGGGCGGCCGGCGUCGGCCGGCUGCCGUCCACGCGCGCCGCCAAACAGACCACCCAGCCGGCGCGCCAGGAGAAGGCUGCCGCGCGCCGCCAGCCGCGGGAGGUCGCCACAGACGGCCGGGAGAAGAAACACCGGCGCCGGCCCAGUGACGAGGUGGUCAACAUAUCAGGGACAUACCACGACCUGCUGAUCUCUGAGGGAUCGGCAGGCGGGCCGGCGCCGGACGGCGGCCGCCGCGCCCGGCGUCUGAUGCGCUCCACGAGCACCUGGUCGGUGGACUCGGAGGAGGCGCAGCAGCUGGCAGUGCCCGGCGUGGGCGUGCUGUUCGCCGGCCCGCCGUCCCCGGCCGUGGCGUUCGUGAGCCGGCGCGGCGCCGCCGCCGCGCCGGCCGCCGUCAGUAACCCGUACUCUCCGCUGAGGAGACUGGAGAACGGGGACGGCGCGGCGCCGGCGGUCUCCCCGCCGCCGCCCCCGCCGCCGCCCCCGCUCACCAACGGGCACUGCCACCCGCCGCCGGCAGCGACCAAAGAGCGGCGAGAGCGGCGACGGGUGAAAAAGAAACUGAACUUGCCGUGAGUGGUGCGUGGUGGUGUGAGUCCAGUUCUGGGGACUGACAGGGUGCGGGCAGACCGGCACUCCGGUGGGUGCGCAUUGACUGGGUGCUGGCGGGAUACGCCCUCCGUGUGGGCCCGUGUCGCCGUGUGCGGUCGGCGGGACUGUCUUGUGGCUGUGAUAUCGCUAAUGUGUGUGAAGCAUGGACUCUGCGCAGCGGCUGCGACAAAUCUACCACCCCGUGGGUGGCUGCUAUAACGGAUGGGAGUCGCGGUGUCGUUUGCGCCAUUGUAUCGCCUAUCAUCCCUGUAACUCAGGAUUGGCUGGUCACUGAAAGGAAAUAUAACUGUCUUACACAAAGUA
Molecule: messenger RNA, 1429 nt
Organism: Amphibalanus amphitrite
Lineage: Eukaryota; Metazoa; Arthropoda; Thecostraca; Balanomorpha; Balanidae
Product: formin-like protein 16
Exons: 4
Coding region: 200-1090 (296 amino acids)
Biological process (GO): protein folding in endoplasmic reticulum
Cellular component (GO): membrane; cytoplasm
Source: RefSeq, a predicted model, not a curated record